AGUUUGCGUCACGAUGACGUGCGUGGCGAGCUUUAAAUCCCGUGCUCGUCGUGUCCUGGCGUGGGUGCGUGACUGUACCCACACCCACUCAUUCACUCACUCGCAGGUAGCAAAGCUCUUCCCGAGCUUUGUCAGCUGCUCGGGGAAAGCUCUUUGCUCGCUGGGCCAGGAUGAGAGAGAGAGAGCGUCGAGAGCGACGACUCGCUGGCUACUCGAAAACGCAGAUGUAGAAGCAGAGGCAGAGGCAGAGCCAGAGGCAGGAGCAGGAGCUGGAGCAGCAACAGCGGCAGCGCAGUUACAAAAGUCCUUAACAACAAAUACAUACAUGCACCAGCGUACAUCAAUAUCCACCAAAGAGUAGCUGCUGGUCCAGAAGCAAGUGGAAAAAGUGUAACAACACGAUUCCUGCUUAGCUGCCACGGAAUGGCCAUUGGCCACUCGCUUUGCACCACUGCGAACCCAACUAGGCAUCAUCAAGGAAGUUAGGCAGGCUGCCACUGCACCCACUCGUUGUCGAACUAACACCAUGGCCAGGACUUGGAACCCCCAGCGAAAUUAGGCAACAGGAGGAGCAGCGGGAGGAGGAGCGCGCGGCAACGAUGGCGCUGGUACACACAUAUCUCGGCACCUGGGAGAUUGUGUGCUGCACCUUCGAGGGCAAGCGGGAGCUGUCCGGCCUGGAGGGCAUCAAGUUUCGGCUGGACGAUACGAGCGACAUUACCUGGUAUAAUGACCUGGUCAGUCCACUUCCUGAAUCAAAAGACUGCGGCGGCCCACUCUGCGAAUCGGCAAGUGUCCUCUUCAGCUGCGAGACCUUUGAUGUCCAUGAGCUGAAUCCCCGCCUUGUCUUUGGAGCCUUUGCCGGCCACAGUAUCGAGUUUAGCACCAACACCUUAACGCCGACUGAUACGCUGGUGCUCAGCUGCGAGAACUGGUAUGCUGUGGAAUGCAAGCGCCUCCAGGAUGGCCAGGCUGCUGGUCAGGAGAAGCAGCUCAGCUUUGGUGAGGCCCUGCAAGAGUCCUACUUCAGUGAUGUUGUGGUAAAGAGCGCCGGCGGCAUGGACUACGCUUUGCAUGCCUCCAUCCUGCGGCUCAAUGGCUUCGACUGCAGCAUGUGCGUGAACAGUGCCCCGCCCUCGGCCACUGUGCGUCCGCCGGCGCGAAGCUGCCACAGCGGACCGAACACGCCCAAUCCCAUACGGAUCUCUGUGGCCCCGGCAUUAGAGCAGGGCGAGCAGGAGAAAUGCUUGCCGCGCCUUAAUCUCUCGCCUAUAUACCUGCAGCCGCCGUGUGACUUUCAGACCGGCAGCCUGGGCCUGGGAGCGCAGCGUGGCCACCAGUUUAGCAGUAGUUUCAACUGCCUGAGCAAUGGCAAUGCUGGGGAUUCCGGUUCGGACUCUGCUGCAGUGGCGACACUAGGCAAGGCAGGACUCCUCAGCCUAGAGUGUGGCGGCGGUGGCGGUGGGCUGUACCGGUUGCCGCCAACCUCGCACUCGGACUCGCAUCUGGAAACCUCGCAGUCGCACUGCAAGAACAUAUUCAACUUCUGCCAGGAUCUGAUGCUGCAGCCAGCAUCAACGCCCCUGAAUCCAAACGGCGGGCUGGGUGGCAGUAGCCUGGCUGUGUGCAGCAUCCGACGGCCACCCCUGUCGCCGUAUCGGGCACGAAGUCCCUCGCCGUUUCCAAGCUCUAUGGAUACGCCGCCAUCGUCACCACUGACGCCAGUGGGUGUGCUGUGCAACCUGCCCACUUUCCUGCUGAGCCCCAUCCUACAUUGGCUGUACACAGAAUCCCUGCUGCCCGACCUCGACGAGGAUGUGUGCGAGAAGCUGAUCAGCUUUGCGGAAACCCAGCCAUCGCUCACCAAGCUAGUGGAACCCACGCGCAAGUACUUACGACUGAUGCGGCUCAAGAAAUUUGUGGUCAAUGUCACGAUGGAUCUGCAUGACAUCCUCAACCGAGUUAUCCAGUGCAUCAAUCCCCUGAACAUCACCCAUGAGCCGGCCCUGCUUUAUGCGACGUUCCAAGAUGCCCUGCGUGAAUGCGCAAUUGGUUGCGCCAAGGUGCUUCAGUUCUGCAAUAUCUUCAUUACUGAUGCUACACACAUGACGCGAUACCAGAAGAACGAGAUUGUCAAAUACAUCCGGACCCGCAUUCCUAUUUUCAUGUCCCAAACCCAACAGCUGCUCCGCAACGUUCUAGGAGUCUUUGUCGGUCUCAGUGUCGACGAGAAGGCCGAGUUGGUGAACUAUCUUGUACCUGAAAUUGAAUCAACCUUAUUUGUAUUGACCGCUGUGAUAGAAGAAAUCAAAAACUCAUUGGAAAUCAUGUGUAAUGACCUAAAAUGUUCCCACUUGGAUCUGCCACUGCAGCAGCAGCAGGAGGAUGAAGCUAUUGUCAUGCAGUUGCAGUUUCCCGAUGCCGGCGACCCAUCGCCUCGUCCUCGUCGCGGUGCACCUGUGGGCUUGACGCUCUACGACAAUCUGACGGACAAGCAGAGGCUCAGCUCAGCGGAAAAUGAUCUCAAAUUUGUGCUAUACAUGUAUGAAGUGCGGAAAAUGCGUGACAUUUACGGCCGGAUUGUGGCUGCCCUGGAGAUAAUCAAGGACAAGAAGAGCACCUACUGCGACAUGGACUUUCUCAGCAAGAGCAGUACCAUCAACCAGAACCUGGAGCAGCUAAUCAUGGACAUUCCCGCCUACAUUUUCAUAGUGGAGAACCUCUCGGAUCGCCUGGAUGAUAAGCUAGGCUGGAAGGAGUUCAAGUUCUGCUUCAAGCUGGCAACCAGUCAAAUAAAUGGUGUAAUUGCCAAGUUGCUGGAUCAUAAGGCUGCGCUCGGUGAUGCUAUCAGCCAGAUUUGCUUGCUGGUGCGGAAGCAGGAGUUCACUCAGUCCCUCAUCGAGCUGGGUCUGCUGGACAACUCCAGUCGCUUGCCAGCGAGUUUGAAAGUGGCCGAUCACGAGAACAACUUAAAUCAGGGCCUGGACAACAAGGAGACCUUGUAUUUGGACCGCAAACAGUACUACGACUACAAGAGCAUCAAGCUAAACCUCAUCCGACACCUCUGCGAGCCACCCAUAGCUGCCAAUAGCAAUCUCUCGAAAAACGCCCUGCGUCUGCUGCACUCUACUCAGCUGGCUGACAUGGAGUUUGAGGUGCACACAUAUGCACCGAUAAAACCGGAUACGGAAACCACAACGCUGCAGGUCCACAGCUUUAAGGCCCAUCGCGUGAUUGUGGCCGCACGCUGCGAGUGGUUCAAAAAGGCACUGAUGUCCGGCAUGCAGGAAUCCAUCAACAGGAAGGUAGUCAUCACAGACACCUCGCCGGUCAUCUUCAGGCGGUUGCUACUCUACCUGUAUGGUGCCCCCAUUGACCGGACCGUUGGUGCUGAGCAGGUGUGUGAGCUAAUGCUUCUGGCGGAUCGUUACUCCAUCGAUGAUCUCAAAGAACUGUGCGAGAACACACUGUACUCCCUGAUUGACGAGGACUCUGUGGUAUGUCUGCUGGGCAUUGCAGACCGGUAUAUGGCUACGGCUUUGAAGUCCAAGUGUCUCUCCUUUCUCUCGCAACAUGCACAACUGACCAAGUGUGAAAUCUUUAAGGAAUUGCCCCAAACUCUUCAACUAGAGGUAAUGGACUUGAUACACUGGUUCGGUCGCGUCUCGGAGCCGUGGAACGAUAGGGGCUUCAAGCCCAGGAGCAGUUCACGCCACAGUCUAAAGAGUCCAUCAAAGCCGCGCUCCAGAUCCCGUAAGUCCUCGCCCUCCUACAUGUGACGCCGACAAAGCGCCACCGAACACACGAAUGCCAACUUCUUGUGAUAACUCUAGAAGACUUCGGAGUCCGGAGUCGGGAACUUGGAAAUUGGGAAUCCAGACGGACGGUAAAGUAUAGUCAGUAAGGGCGGCUAGCUAAACCAGAUAUCGUGCUAACAGAUAUCGCAGAAGAGAACAGGCCAGGAGAAUCAGUUACAGGAACGAAGAAGCCGGGACUUCGACUCUCAUAUCCGCCUUGGUGGCGGAAUGACUAACACAAUAUCAAGCCAAAUAGCGAAGGGCAACAUGACCUGAUUUUAAUGAAUUUUAUUUAGUUCACUAGUAGAUACAUACUUAUAUACAUACAUAGAUAGGAAUUUGGCGUAAAUCUUGCAUUCACAUUUAACUCGGAAUUAUGUAAAUGGUCCACAGGAUCAGCAGGCAGACGGUGCGUGAAUAAUGUAUGACUUUGUACAACUUCGGAGGAUAAGGUAGGAUAAACGGUGUUAGUAAAUGACUUAAAUAUCUUGGUAGUUGCACUGCCAGUGUUGGAAAUGCAAAAGGAAAACACUUGAGAGCAUCGCAUCGCAUCAGCGGCGAAAGCAGUUCAUCAUGUCUGUACAUACACAAGUGAGUAGAGUCUUCACAAUUAUACCUUCAUUUUUCUGAGGUAGACCCAACCACAUACCCCUUAGUUCCGAUGAUCAGUAGCUAGAAUUUAGUCAUUUUGAAGAGCCUAAGGAAUCGAAUGUUUUGUAUUUGGACGACAAGGUCUGGCGGACUAUUAACAGAGUAACCGUAACUAUUCUGUGUAUUUUGCGACAUAUACACACGUUAAAUGGAAUUAACAUUAGACUUUAUUAAACGCAGUAAGCACACAUUUAUGCUCACGUAAUGUUGUGAGUACGGUGCGGAUUUUAAGUAGCAACGACAGCAGCAUCUUUUUUUCAUCAAAUUCGAGACAGUAUAAAUUUAAAGCAAAGAAAAGAAAAUAUAU
Molecule: messenger RNA, 4755 nt
Organism: Drosophila serrata
Lineage: Eukaryota; Metazoa; Arthropoda; Insecta; Diptera; Drosophilidae
Molecular function (GO): protein binding
Source: RefSeq, a predicted model, not a curated record